This is a messenger RNA of Acanthocheilonema viteae, 3303 nucleotides long. The record is from the annotation of a GenBank genome assembly. NCBI's taxonomy places the organism in Eukaryota, Metazoa, Nematoda, Chromadorea, Rhabditida, Onchocercidae.
AUGGCAACAAAGAAGAAAAAGAGCAAUAAGAAGAAUGAUUGGUCGGAAGAUCUGGAUACCAAAAUAGCAGAAUUGAAACUCUCAUCUGGUUCUGAGACUGGUGACGACGAUGGGAGUGAGGACGAAACAAUGGUACCUGCUUAUGGAAAAGGGAAAAGUGGAGCAUUCAAUGUGCUUGCUGAACGUGGUUCUGAGGACGAUGAUACGGAGAAGGAAGAAAAUGUUAGUGAAGAUUCUGAUAAGGCAGACGAGAUUGAAGAAAACAAACAAGAAAGAAGGAAGAUGAAUGAAAAGAAUAAACCCAAUGAGGCAAAAGGGUUUUCUAAGCAACAAACAACAAUAAAGUUAAAGGAAGAGGGAAAAGGAAAGGGGAAAAAAGGCAAAAAGUGUUUGAAAGAAGAUGAGGAUUUGGAUGCUUUGCUUGCGGAUCUCGAGAAACCAAGGGAAAAAGUAUCGAAAGAAAAGAAGAAAAAAGGGGCAGCUUCUGUUGAUGCUGAUAAAGCUGAAGAAAUAGCUUCUGUAACAGUUGAUGCCGGAGAUGUUAUGGCCAAGAAAAAAGAUAGAAAGAAAAAGAAAAAAAGUACAGCAGAAAAGGAAAAACCAGCAGAGUUUGAAUCACUUAUUGAAGGAGAUGCUGUUUCAAUGGAAAAUCAAAAAGCAAGUGAUACAACAGAAAAAAAGAAGAAAAAGAAAGGUGAUGCAAGAAAGGAUGGAGACAAGAAGGAAACAAAAAAGAAGAAACAUGUCGAUUUUAUCAAAGAAAUAUUGCGUAGAAAGCAAGAGGAAGAGGAAAGGAUACUAAAGGAGCAGAAGGAAGAGGAGGAGAGGUUGAUUGCACAACAAAAAGCGAAGGAAGAAGAAGAACGAUUGGCCAAGGAGAAGAGAGAACGUGAAAAACAGAAGAAAAAAGAACGUGAUGAAAAGUUGAAGGCAGAGGGAAAGUAUCUUACACCAGCACAGAAAGAAAAGCUGAGGAGACAACAAGCAUUGUUAGCUAAUUCAAACAUCAUAAUUCCAAGUGCGCUAAGGCGAGAAAAUGAAGAGGCGCCGGUGAAACGUCCUGUGUAUGGCAAGAAAAAACCGAAAAAAGAGUUGAAACAAGACAACAGAGAACUGGCUCCAGAAAGUGUUCAGUCUUUACCAACUGCAGAGGUAAAAACUCCAGAAUAUCUUGAGACGGUAAAGCCACAAGAUGAAGAAAUACUUAGUUCGUGGGAUGCGGCGGAUGACGUUAUUGACAACUGGGAAAAUAUGCAUGGGGAGGAAGAAGUGGCAUCAUGUGUUGUAAGGCAAGCAACUACUCCUGCAAAAGAUGAGAUCCUUUCGUUGGAUUUUGGGUCAGAACAAUACGUUGAAGAAGCAGGAAGCUCCGAUUCUUCAGAAGAAUUCGAUGAAGAAGACGAGGAAGAAACCAGUGAUGAUGAGCACGAAAGUCGAGAGAGCAAAGAACAAUUGAAAGAAAAAGUUCGAGCACGUUUGAAGAAACGACGUGAGCAAGCUGAAGCUAAACGUUCAAUAAACAACUUACGAUCACCAGUCAUCUGUGUGCUUGGACAUGUCGAUACAGGAAAAACGAAGAUGUUGGAUACGAUACGACGCACAAAUGUACAAGAUGGAGAAGCUGGCGGAAUAACACAGCAAAUCGGUGCUACACAAGUGCCGGCUGCUGCAAUUAUGGAACGCACGAAAAUGGUUCGAGAUUUUAAUGGCAGUGAAAUGAAAAUUCCUGGACUCUUAAUAAUUGACACUCCGGGUCACGAAAGUUUUUCGAAUUUACGAUCUCGUGGUUCUUCAUUAUGUGAUUAUGCAAUUUUGGUUGUCGACCUGAUGCAUGGGCUUGAACAGCAGACACUCGAAUCGCUUAAUUUGCUGAGGAAGAGGCAAACUCCAUUUGUAAUAGCACUGAAUAAAAUCGAUCGUUUAUACGAUUACGAAUCAAAUCCACGAAAAGAUAUCUACCAGCAUUUGAAAUCACAACCACUCAAUACCCAGCUGCAGUUCAAAGAACUUAAAGAUAAAGUUGUGUUACAGUUCGCUGAACAGGGAGUAAACGUUGUUAUGGCGAACGAAAAUCCAGAUUUAAACGAAUAUAUUAGUAUGGUCCCAACUUCUGCAUUUCUUGGAGAUGGUAUUGGUAAUAUUAUGGCGCAUAUUAUUAAUGAUUCUCAGAAUAGACUAGCUGAGAAGUUAGCAUAUUUCGAAGAGCUUGACUGUACCGUUAUGGAGGUUAAGUCUCUUCCUGGAUUAGGAACUACAAUAGAUGUUAUACUAGUUAAUGGUUUGUUAAAAGUAGGCGAUAUUAUUGUUCUUACGGGUACUGAUGGGGCUAUUAUCACUCAGAUUCGUGAGCUGUUGAUGCCUCAGCCUUUGAAAGAAUUGAGAGUCAAGAAUGCAUAUGAACAUUAUCAAAUGAUAAAAGGUGCACAAGGAGUUAAAGUGCUUGCAAAGAAUUUGGAAAAAGCACUCGCUGGCUUGCCAUUGUUUGUUGCAAAUCGGGAAGAUGAACUUUUCGUACUCAAAGAAGACUGUGAAGCGCAGUUAUCAAAAGCUCUUAUGGCUAUCAAGAAGAAACCUGAAGGUGUAUACGUUCACGCUAGUACACUAGGCUCAUUAGAAGCUUUAUUGGAGUUCCUGAGGACGCAAAAAAUACCAUAUUCAAACGUGAAUAUCGGACCAGUUCAUAAAAAAGACGUGCAGAAAGCAGCAGCAAUGCUGGAAAGAAAAGAAGAGUAUGCUUGCAUACUUGCAUUUGAUGUUCGUGUUGAUCGUGAAGUUGAACAGUUUGCAGCUAGUGAAGGUGUUCGCAUUUUCUCCGCUGACAUUAUUUAUCAUCUGGAGGAUAGUUUCUUGAAAUACAGAGAAGAGUUGAGACUUAAACGCCGACGACAGAAUGAACAUUUAGCAAUUUUUCCAUGCAAAUUGAGAAUUCUUCCGCAACACAUAUUUAAUGCCCGUAAUCCCAUUAUAAUUGGUGUAUCUGUUGAAGCUGGACAACUCAAACGGGGUGUUCCGUUGUGUGUUCCCUCUAAAGACUCUAUCUUCAUCGGCACCGUGUCAAGUAUUGAGAAGAAUCAUGAACAGGUAGAAAUAGCUCGUGCAGGGGAAGAAGUUUGCAUAAAAAUAGAAAAUACCACUGGCGAAGCACCAAAACUUUAUGGAAGGCAUUUUACGCAUCAAGAUACAUUAGUCAGUCGGAUAACACGUGAGACAAUAGAUGUUUGCAAAACACAUUUCCGAAAUGAUUUAUCAAAGACAGAUUGGCAGUUAGUGGUUCAUCUGAAGAAAAUUCUUGAUAUAAUGUGA